AUGAAGAAACUCUACAUCAACAUUCCCUUUACAGAAGCACUGUCUCAGAUGCCAUCCUACACCAAGUUCCUUAAAGAAAUUCUUUCGAAGAAAAGAAAGCUAGAAGACUAUGAGACUGUUGCUCUUACAGAGGAAUGCAGCUCUAUACUGCAAUACAAACUGCCAUCAAAGCUGAAGGAUCUAGGAAGCUUCUCCAUACCUUGUCUUAUUGGCAACAUGACUAUAAACAAGGCACUCUGUGACUUAGGUGCAAGUUCUGUAAAGUACCCUGUAGGCAUCCUAGAGAACAUCCCUAUUAAGGUGGGAAAGUUCUUCAUCCCAGUUAAUUUUGUUGUUUUGGAAAUGGAGGAAGACGUCCAAAUUCCUAUCAUCCUAGGAAGACCUUUCUUGGCAACCGCUGGAGCUAUCAUAGAUGUUAAGAAUAGGUGGUUAACUCUCAAAGUAGGAGAUGAAGAAGUGGAAUUCAACUUGUUCAAAACAAUGAAGCACAAACUUAAACCUAAUGAAUGCUUCAAGGUUGAUAUAGUUGACAAGAUAGCUGAAGAAGAAUUUCAUCAAACACAUCCUGAAGAUCCUCUUGAAGCAUGCAUAGUGCACAGUCACACAGCAGAUAAUGAGAACACAAAAAUUGCAGCUUGUGAACAAUCUUUAGUAGCUAAUCCACCCCUACCCUUAGCUUAA
Molecule: messenger RNA, 681 nt
Organism: Hevea brasiliensis (rubber tree)
Lineage: Eukaryota; Viridiplantae; Streptophyta; Magnoliopsida; Malpighiales; Euphorbiaceae
Exons: 2
Coding region: 1-681 (226 amino acids)
Source: RefSeq, a predicted model, not a curated record